AUGGGCGUGGCAGUUUAUGACCCAAGAAGAUGUUCAUCGAAUUCUGAGGUCGAGCAAAUCCAAGCCAUCCAAGUCCAACACACGAUCAUUGACGAGUGGGCUUGGGUGACAUCGAAGACCUGCCCAAAUCGCUACAAGGCCUGGCACCGCGGGGCGCACAAGCCCUCGCCUUACACCGCAACGUUCUGUCUCAGCGACGUCCAGUCAAGUCAGAAGGAUGCAAACGCCGAGUCCAAGCUCUUCUACGAUUUGGGCUACUAUUCCUGUGACAACGAUGUUGAGCACUGGGAUUUUCAGCUCUGGCUUCCGGUUUGA
Messenger RNA from Neurospora tetraspora, 315 nucleotides. RefSeq lists its product as uncharacterized. Lineage: Eukaryota; Fungi; Ascomycota; Sordariomycetes; Sordariales; Sordariaceae. The coding region runs from base 1 to 315 and encodes 104 amino acids. The transcript is spliced from 2 exons. The record is from RefSeq and is a predicted model, not a curated record.